Molecule: messenger RNA, 1426 nt
Organism: Syzygium oleosum
Lineage: Eukaryota; Viridiplantae; Streptophyta; Magnoliopsida; Myrtales; Myrtaceae
Product: fructose-bisphosphate aldolase 6, cytosolic
Exons: 3
Coding region: 140-1216 (358 amino acids)
Biological process (GO): fructose 1,6-bisphosphate metabolic process; glycolytic process
Cellular component (GO): cytosol
Molecular function (GO): fructose-bisphosphate aldolase activity
Source: RefSeq, a predicted model, not a curated record
AACAUAUAAAAAAAGGCACAACCCUGGUUUUUCUCUCCCACUCUUUCUCUUCCUCUCCUCCGUCAAAGCUCCUUCUCUCGCUCUCUCUCUCCGUCGUCGCAAGUCGUCCCCGGAUCGCUCGAAACCAAGGCGAACCAACAUGUCGUGCUACAAGGGCAAGUACGCUGAUGAGCUCAUCGCCAAUGCUGCCUACAUCGGUACCCCUGGGAAGGGUAUUCUAGCUGCUGAUGAAUCGACCGGCACCAUCGGCAAGCGGUUGUCCAGCAUCAAUGUUGAAAAUGUGGAGACCAACAGGCGCAUCCUCCGCGAACUCCUCUUUACCGCUCCCGGAGCUCUCCCGUGCCUUAGUGGCGUGAUUCUGUUCGAGGAAACUCUCUACCAGAAGACCGCCGCUGGUAAGCCCUUCGUUGAUGUCCUGAAGGAAGGUGGAGUACUUCCUGGCAUUAAGGUUGACAAGGGCACAGUUGAGCUCGCUGGCACAAAUGGCGAGACCACCACUCAGGGUCUCGAUGGCCUUGCUCAGCGAUGCCAGCAAUACUAUGCAGCCGGUGCUCGUUUUGCCAAAUGGCGUGCUGUGCUCAAGAUCGGCCCAACUGAGCCAUCUCAGCUUGCUAUCAACGAGAACGCAAAUGGAUUGGCGAGGUAUGCCAUUAUCUGCCAGGAGAAUGGUCUGGUCCCCAUUGUGGAGCCCGAGAUCUUGGUUGAUGGUUCCCACAGCAUUGACAAGUGCGCCGACGUGACCGAGCGUGUUCUUGCUGCUUGCUACAAGGCCCUAAACGACCACCAUGUGCUCCUCGAGGGAACCUUGUUGAAGCCCAACAUGGUCACCCCCGGAUCGGACGCCCCCAAGGUUGCGCCGCAGGUCAUUGCUGAGUACACCGUCCGUGCCCUGCAGCGAACAGUGCCUGCUGCCGUUCCGGCCGUCGUCUUCUUGUCCGGUGGGCAGAGCGAGGAGGAGGCCACUCUCAACCUCAAUGCCAUGAACAAGCUCAAGGGCAAGAAGCCAUGGAGCCUCUCCUUCUCCUUUGGUCGGGCCCUACAGCAGAGCACCUUGAAGGCAUGGGCUGGAAAGGAAGAGAACAUUCCCAAGGCACAGGCCGCAUUGCUCAGAAGAUGCAAGGCGAACUCAGAGGCCACUCUCGGAACUUACAAGGGCGAUGCUCAACUCGGCGAGGGCGCUUCCGAGUCUCUCCAUGUUAAGGACUACAAGUACUAAAUGCGAAUCUAGGCUAUGCGAUACUAGUGUUUGUGCUUGGUUUGUUUCGAGGAUUACUGACCGCGCUAAUAAGGUUUGAGUUUUGGCAAUGGUAGUUAAAAUUGCUUUUCAUUGUUGAUUUUGAGAACUCGCGGCCUUUUUCUUGUUGCUUGCUUCAUGUUUAUGGAUGCUUUUGAGGAAAGAAUACAUCUUUGUGCGUUGUUGAGAAAA